Westerdykella ornata is the source of this 1936-nucleotide messenger RNA. RefSeq names its product cytochrome P450 14a-demethylase. Gene Ontology annotation, biological process: ergosterol biosynthetic process. The record is from RefSeq and is a predicted model, not a curated record. NCBI's taxonomy places the organism in Eukaryota, Fungi, Ascomycota, Dothideomycetes, Pleosporales, Sporormiaceae. Gene Ontology annotation, molecular function: heme binding; iron ion binding; monooxygenase activity. Bases 82 to 1656 code for a protein of 524 amino acids. The transcript has 3 exons.
CCUGAGCCUCUCCCACCACCACCACUUUUCCUGUUCUUCUCCCCCUCCCCUUUCCUUUUCCUUCCACACAAUCGCGGAACCAUGGGAAUGAUAUCCGAUAUCGCGGGCCCCCUCGCCCAAUUCACUUCGCAUGCCUCCUGGCCGACGCUGAUCGCCGCCGGCUUUGCCUCCUUUCUCGCCCUCGCCGUCGUGCUCAAUGUGCUGCAGCAGUUGCUGUGGAAGGACCCGCACGCGCCGCCCGUCGUGUUCCACUGGUUUCCCGUCAUCGGGAGCACGAUUACCUAUGGCAUGGAUCCGUACAAGUUCUUUUUUGCGAAUAAGGCAAAGUAUGGCGAUGUCUUCACGUUUGUGCUUCUGGGACGCAAAAUGACCGUCUGCCUGGAUACGAAAGGGAAUAACUUCAUCCUGAAUGGGAAGCUGAAGGACGUGAAUGCCGAGGAGAUCUAUAGUCCGUUGUGUACGCCCGUGUUUGGGAAGGAUGUCGUGUACGAUUGUCCGAAUUCGAAGCUUAUGGAGCAGAAGAAGUUUGUCAAGUUCGGUCUCACCAACGAGGCGCUCCGCUCCUAUGUCACCCUCAUUACCGCCGAAGUCGAGAACUUCGUAAAGUCCCACCAGGCGUUCAAGGGCCAGAAGGGAACGUUCAAUGUACCGAAAGUCAUGGCGGAGCUCACCAUCUACACGGCUUCGCGCUCGCUGCAGGGCGAGGAGGUGCGCAACAUGUUCGAUUCGUCCUUUGCGGAGCUGUACCACGAUCUCGAUAUGGGCUUCUCCCCAAUCAACUUCAUGUUAUCCUGGGCGCCCCUUCCGCACAACCGCGCACGCGAUAAUGCUCGGGAGGCUAUGAUUAAGCUGUACUCAUCAAUUGUAGAGAAGCGCCGCUCUGGACAGGUCAAGAAGGAAUCGCACGAUAUGAUCUGGCAUCUGAUGGACUGCAAAUACAAGGAUGGCACUCCCGUCCCAAAUCACGAAAUCGCCGGCAUCAUGAUCGCACUCCUCAUGGCGGGACAGCACUCGUCCUCGUCAACCAUCGCCUGGAUCCUCCUCCGGCUCGCCAGCAAACCCCACAUAAUUGAAGAACUCCUCGAAGAACAGAAAUCCGUUCUGGGCGAGGACCUGCCCCCGCUGACGUACGACGACCUUCAAAAACUUCCCCUCCACGCCCACGUUGUUCGCGAGACUCUCCGUCUCCACGCUCCCAUCCACUCCAUCAUGCGAAAAGUCAAGCAGCCGCUCGUCGUCGACGGAACGAACUACGUCAUUCCUCCCUCACACACCCUCAUGUCCUCGCCCGGCGUCUCCGCCCAAAUGCCCGAGCACUUCGCCAACCCAUCCGUCUGGGACCCGCAUCGUUGGGACGCCGGCUCCCUGAAUUUCGAGGCCGCUGAGGACGACGAAAAGAUCGAUUACGGAUGGGGUGUAGUCUCCAAAGGCACCAACUCCCCUUAUCUGCCCUUCGGAGCGGGAAGGCAUAGGUGUAUUGGAGAGCAAUUCGCUUAUACGCAGCUGCAGACCAUUUUGGUGGCUUUCGUGAGGGAGUUUAGGCUAAGGAAUAUUGGAGGAGAGGAGGGCGUGGUGGGUACGGAUUAUUCGAGCUUGUUCAGUCGACCAUUGGCUCCGGCGUUUGUGGAGUGGGAGAGGAGGAACAAAGAGAAUUAAGGGCUAGAAGAGGUAAUUCUUGCGUGGACUCGUAGAUUGUGAUGCGACAGACAUGGGCUUGAGCGUCUUAAUUUCGUACCGACGUUCCCCUUUAGACUUGUAUAUAUUAGGGCAGGCCGCUGUAUAAGGUCUAUGUAAUGCUUGAUACGUAAUAGUGAACGGAGAGGAAAAGGAACCACGAAAUCUGCGUAACGGCGGGCUCUAUUCGGUUUUGUGAGGCAGUGACGGUCUUGGAGAAGAUUGCAAAGGGUGCGACGAUAAAGAAAAUCAAUUUCAGUCU